Messenger RNA from Styela clava, 786 nucleotides. NCBI's taxonomy places the organism in Eukaryota, Metazoa, Chordata, Ascidiacea, Stolidobranchia, Styelidae. The record is from RefSeq and is a predicted model, not a curated record.
AUGGAGCAAAAUCCAGGCGAAGUUUCCGGUUUUGGAUAUGUUCUGUUUUUUGGGGUCGCUAAAUUCGGAUAUAUUUUUUAUUCGUUUGUAAAUUAUAUUAUUCUUCAGAUACAAGACGAUUAUACUGUUAUUUGUCGCGGUUUAUUGAAGAAAGAAUCAAAUAUUGAAUUAUUUCAAAAUCUCAAAGUAGAAUUAUCAACAGGAGAACAAGGGAAAAUUGAAGGAAAUUUCGGACAAAGUGGAAAAAUUAAAAUAAGAAUAUCAGAUGGAAUUGGUGAAAAAUGCAAGAAUGCAUUAGGAGGGAAAGGAAGUAAAAAAGAAAGAAAUAAAAAGAAUCAGAGUGCAAAAGAAGAAGGGAAACAGCCAACAACUGUAACAAACGAGACCGUUUUACUACAUUUAAAAUUCAAGAGAUAUAUUUUUGAUUUGGGUAAAAAAAUGAUUCAAACCUAACUUUAGAUAGGACUUUUAAAAAGUAUCAAGUACGGGCCAUGAGUGAUGAGUGCCACUGUGACGAUGUGAUUGCUUCAUUUGGUAUUGGGAUUAUGGUGUUUUUAACUUGUUAUUUUAUAUUGCAAUAUGGGAUACGGUUUGAUGCAAUCCUUUUUAAUUAGUUAUUUGGUGCUUUCCUUUGACUCCUAUUGUGAUCUAUCCAUAUAACGAAUAUGAAGUGCUCCGAUAAAAAGACAUAUUGUGUUAUGUACCGAAUCAUCAUUUAUUCUUUUUAAUUGUCAAUCAUAUUUUUCAAUUAUUUUAUUAAAAAUCAAAACACGAUUAACAAAUAUG